Molecule: messenger RNA, 2467 nt
Organism: Aplosporella prunicola CBS 121167
Lineage: Eukaryota; Fungi; Ascomycota; Dothideomycetes; Botryosphaeriales; Aplosporellaceae
Exons: 3
Coding region: 71-2383 (770 amino acids)
Source: RefSeq, a predicted model, not a curated record
CGCGAGAUUUUUCUGUCAUAUCUCAAACUAUAGUUCCCGUGUACUGUCCGCCAUCUGUUUUCGUGUCGCCAUGGACGAAAUCCCGCUGCGUGGUAUCUCUCACGACCCACCAUCCGGUACUCAACCGAGAUCCACGAAACACCUACUUGACGAUGGGAGCGGCUACCAAGAAACCUCUUUGCCACAGACUGAUGGCUUAUUUCGAACUGAGCCAAAGGAACAGAGUUUCUAUACGAAGUUUCAGGCCUGGAAAGUUUCGCAUUCCCUCGUUGGUUCAAGCUUUUCCCUCAAAGUUGGUGCAAUUUCGGCAGUUAUCGCAUUCCUAGUCAACCUUGGGGUGACGAUUGCCGUUAUCGUUUUCGCAAAAGGUAUUCAUGACGGCCGGGGUGUCUUGUUCCAAGGAAGCUGCGCAACUGUGCGCUCAAUCAAUACAGGCGCCCAUUUCUACAUUAACUUAACCAGUAGUCUACUUCUCGGUGCCAGUAACUUCAGCAUGCAAUGCCUUUCGGCUCCCACAAGAGAAGACGUAGACAAGGCGCACGCGAAGAAGAUUUGGCUUGAUAUAGGCGUACCAAGUUACCGUAAUCUCCGACACGUUGGCCGAAAGCAAGCUUUCCUAUGGUACUGCCUCAUGCUUACUUCUUUGCCUCUUCACUUUUUGUUCAACGCUACGAUAUUUACCACGACAAGCGCCAGUUCCUACGACAUCUAUACCGUUAAUCCUGGGUUGUUCAACGCGAUUAGCGGCAAGACAGUUAUUAACAUUACGGACCUUCGCUUGGUUGACACAUUUAACGGCGAGGAGACGAUCAAUACCACAAAUCUUGGUUUCAUUGAUAUCCCCUACCAGAACUAUUUUUUUCCAAGCAACUCAGUUGCAGCAUUAAGCAACAGCCACGAAGCAAACAUAAUUGAGGUCGACCUUGAAAGGUUUUCUCCGGAAGCAUGCCGAGAAAUAUUUGGGAAGCCCUCUAUAACAGGCCGAAGGUUUGUUUUUCUGCAACGAGAUCAAGCUGUUAGCUUAAAAAGGGGCUCAUUUCGUGAGACCUCACAAUCCAACGCCUCGUUGAAAAACCAAGAUACUAGCCUAUUCAAAGGCAUAUUUAACGGGACCUUCCAUGUUGACGCCUUCUGGGGAAUCGACAAUUAUCAUUACGAGCUGAACGCCACUAAUGAUUACUUUUCUGUUCAGUCGACGCCAUGUUUGCCGGAUGCCCCUUACUGGAUUUGUGGAGAUGCUAUUAGAUCCUUCGAGGAUUCUUGCAAAGAUAUUUGCGAUAUCAAAAAGCUCCAGCACACAACAUAUUGGUCUCCAUUCGGACAAAACAUUUCUGCUUGUUACAGCACUCGCGUUGAGGAGUACUGUGAGCUGGAAAUGAGCGUGCCGUUUGCGAUAAUUAUCGUAUUCGUUACGCUUGUAAAAUGUUGCAUUAUGCUUUUCUUAGCAUUUACGGCACGCUCAAUCCCACUCCUCACAGUAGGCGACGCUAUUUCUUCGUUCCUUGAGCGACCAGACCCAGCCACUAAAGGAGUACAUUUCCUACAAAAGCUGGACUUAACGUACUUCCCUGAUGCCUGGUCCGGCUUACCAAAGCUUUGGUUUCCUCAUCAGCAACGGCGAAUACAUACAAUCAGCCCAAGGCGGAUAUUUUUACUUGGACUCUCGCUUUUAGCUUUUGUUAUCAUGGUAGUGGUUGGUCUGAUUCUUGGGCUCUCCAAUCUUAAAGGCCCAAAAAACAUCCAAGCGAUAAUGGACAUAGGCCUUGGCGUCGUCGACGUUAGAACUCUAAUUACCAGUUGGGACAUCAGUAAUAGGGGGGCUUCAGCUCUAUGGGAUAACGCGCUUAUUGCCAACCUGCCCCAAUUUGUCCUGUCGUUGAUGUACUUCACGUAUAACAGCGCGAUCACCGCUCUGCUUCUCGCCAGCGAGUGGGACAAAUACGGAUCAGAAAGAAAAGGACUUCGUGUAUCCACUAUUCCUCGGGGUUAUCAGCGAAGUACACACUUCCUCCAGCUACCUUUCCGGUUCGGAAUUCCUCUUAUGGCCAUGUCAACUGGACUCCACUGGCUUGCAUCUCAGGCUAUCUUUGUCGUCAGUAUCGACGUAGAUCGGCGCUACCGUGUGAUGUCAUGCGGCUAUUCACCUCUUGCAAUGAUCUUAACACUUAUUUGGGCCUUUGGGUACUUGGGUCUCGGCCUUGUGAUCGGCUAUACUCGUCUUCAAAACAACAUACCCAUUGCUAGCAGUUGCAGUGCUGCAAUAUCUGCCGCAUGCCAAUAUAAACCGGAAACCUCUCAAGACGACACUCGGGCAUUACCACUAAAAUGGGGAGUGAUAAAAGAGACCGAUUGCGCUGAAACAGAGUGCUCUUUCACAUCUUAGGAUGUCGAGCUGCCUCGUUGUUCAAUGCCUUAUGAACGAUGGGCUGCACAAACAAGGAGCGACUUAGAAGGCCUGGGCCUCUUA